Messenger RNA from Strongyloides ratti, 1776 nucleotides. RefSeq lists its product as hypothetical. NCBI's taxonomy places the organism in Eukaryota, Metazoa, Nematoda, Chromadorea, Rhabditida, Strongyloididae. Bases 1 to 1776 code for a protein of 591 amino acids. The transcript has 4 exons. The record is from RefSeq and is a predicted model, not a curated record.
AUGUUAAAAAAUAUAAAUGUUUUAAGAAAUAAGAGUGUUAAUAAGAGAAGAUUGUGUGAUAAUUCUCAAAAUUCUCCCAAUAAAAGUACUAAUACUGGCACUUUUCCAAAACACAUAAAAUUUGAUUCAUCAUCCAGUGAUGAAGGUGAAAAUGAAAAAACAUCAUCAAAUACAAAAAAUUUGUCAAUUUUGGAGUCAACACCCGCUCCUCAUAAUAUUGCCUUUAUAAAAAAUAAUGAUGUUAAUAGUGAUGAUUUUGUCUACAGUAGUGAUGAUGAAUGUUUUGAUCCAUUUUUAAACAAAAAUCCUAAAGAUUUUGAAAAAUGUGAUGAAUUAAAUUCUGAAAAUAUUAAUUCUGAGUUUGAUGAAAUUAAUAGUGAUAAUACUGAUGUUUCAAAUAAUGAUGAAAAAAAUUUAAAUAAUGAUGAUAAUAAUGAGAAAGAAGAUAGAAAAACCGAGGUAGUUGAUAAUAUAAGAGUUCCAAAAAAUCAAAAUCGUCCUAAAAUUCAAUGUUUUGUUUGUGGAAAAUUUGAUCUUAAUUUUAAAAGACAUUGGUUUACAAAAUGUGGAAAAAAUACUGAAUUCACAAAAGCAAAAUUAUCGGCUUGUAAACUUUCAGGUGCAUGGCAAAAUUCCAUAUUUGGUGAAUAUAUUGAAUAUAGAAAAAAUAUUCAUAGGUAUUCUAAAAGAUUAAUUUUUGGAAAAAAAAGACUUGUUCAAGCUUUCAAUUGCCAAAACAAUUUACUUUCAAAUAUGCUUUUUAAUAUUGUUGGAAACUCAGUUAGUUCGGAUAACAUUGAAAAUAUUAUUUUAUCAAUUGAUAAUAAUUUUCCUAAAUUUAUAUCAAUAAUUUCUAAUUUUAGUAAAGGAUCAACCACAUCUAAUUUUUUCAAGUCAAUUUAUUAUUUUCUUGAAUUUUUAAAUCUUAGAAAAAUAUCCGUAAAAAAAGAAGGAAGGGAAUUGAGUACGAUGUUAAGACAAGUUGUUGAUAAAAUAAAAAUAUUAGAACCUAAAUUUUCUGGAAAAAAAAUAACUGAAACUUUUAAUUUGUCAAGAAGACUUAAAAAUUUGGAACAUUAUAGUUUUUAUAUGAAAAAAUUUAAAAAAUUAAGCUUAAAAAUUCUUCAAGAUAAAGACUUAAAUUUUUCAGAUUUUAAAAGAUUCCAAUAUUUAUAUAUUUUGUUAGUUGUAGCAACAAACGGAGGAAGAUCAGAGUUUGCGUAUAAGCAAACAGUUAAUAAUAUUAGCCAUGAAAAUGGUGAAGAAUUGUCUGUCAAUGUCAAUUAUUAUUUAAUGGAACUAUUGAAAGAAGUUGGAUGGAGCUUGGAAGAUGGCUUAGUGUACACUUUUAGAAGAUCCGCUGCCACCUCAUCAAAAUAUAUCAAUAAUGAUACUGAUAUAACAUGUUUUUUGCGAGGUCACUCAUCCAAAACCAGUGCGGUAAUAUUAGAUAAAGAUAUGGCAAAAAAAGUAGCUAUAAAAGCAAUAAAAGCUUUGAGAUUAUUAGAAAAAGAAAAAGGAGAAUUUGAUGAAAAUAUAAAUAAUAAAUAUUACAUAAAUAAUAGAUUCAAUCCUAAUAGUAUUUCUAAAGACCUUAAAAAAAUAAUUUUAAAUAAUGAAGAUGAUGAAAAUAAUGAAAUUGAUGAUAAAAAUGAAAAUGAUAAUGACAAUGAUAAAAAUGAUAUUGAAAUUAAAAUUGAAAAAGAUGAUAGAAAUGAUGAUUAUGAAGAAUUCAAAAAAAAAAUGAAAAAUAUAAUGCUCCUAAAAGACAUUUAA